UUAUAUGCAUUUUCGGAGAAUGAGUUUUGGAACAAACGACGCCCAGUAAGCGAUCUCGUGUGUGGUUUUCAAUUCCGAGAGUGGUUGAUGAAGAUGCGGCUGGUAGUAGGAUCUGGUCGCCGCAGCCCUGCCCUUACCACUCCACCUCUGCUACCACUACUGCUGCUAGCUCUACCUCUUCUCGUCUCUGCACAAAUGCCUGUGUUCCUAGUCUACCCUGACAAUGUGACAGCUCCUCUCGGGUCUAAUGUAUCUCUGGAGUGUGUAACUGACCAGCCAGAGCUGGUGUGGAGAAUUAACGACGUACAACUGUUUGACGAGUCAGCCAUUGAGCCCCUCCAACAGAAUGGGUUCAUACUUGAAGUGGGAGGGCCCGAGGCUGUUCCUGGAGGAACCAGGAUCACCAUCACCAUUCCUGCCACACUCCAUGUCAAUGAAUCAAUUGAGGGCAUUAGCUGUCAGGCUGGACCAACUCAGUUUGACCUGCAGGAUGGAGAGACCAUCACCUUCACUGUCUACGGUCUCCCUCUGGCACCAGGAGAAGUAGAGGUGGUGGGAGAGAGGGUCCACCAGCUGAGAGUGACCUGGACUCCUCCCUUCUCUCUACCAGGAGAACUUAUCUCCUACUCUCUUCUGGUCACUGACGAGGCCACGGGCUUCACCUCCUCACUGGGGCCUCUGAAUGACACCAGCUUCACCCACCAGAUCUCCGAGAGACAGGCACUCGACUGCCACCUCUACUCCUUCUCUGUCUUCUCUCUCAAUGAUGUCGGUCUCUCUCUCAACUCGUCCUCCUCUACUCCUGCCUUACAUCCCUCUGCUCCAGGUCCUCUAGGGGCGGUAACAACUGAAGUCUCUCACGACAGCCAACAGCUUUCUGACUCCAGAGCUGUUCUCAGACUUUUCUUCCAGAGGCCCGAGUCCUGUUUCCCUCUAAACUACACCCUAACCCUCUCUGAGGAAGGAGGACCGCAGGAGGUGAUAGCAGUCCAGCUGACCGUGUCAGAGUCAGAGAUGGUGGCUGAGGCGACUGGUCUGAAGGAGAACUCUCGCUACUCAGCCACGCUGUCUGCCAGCAACCAUUUCCAUUUCUCCAUUGAUGAUCCCAUGACAACAGAGGUCUCAUUUGGUGGGUGGAGUCACUGGUGAGUGUGAUCUGGGUUAUCUGCUUCUCUCUACAGUCACCUCAGGUCUCCAGAGUGUGGCAGUGUUCCACUAUGAGAAUGGGACAGCCAGGAUCACAUGUGUCUUUGCCACCGGCUCUCUCUCCUCUGGCUGUCUGGUGUCUCUGGUUCUAAACAGCUCAACUACCACUACCAUCAAUAUCGACAGGGAAGAGGGAGCGGUCGAGGUGAUUCAUUAUUCCUUAAUUGGAGGAGUUCCCCAGUCAGUGACAGGCAGGGAUCUGGGAGUUGACAAUGCACUAGAGGUUCGUGGUGAGGUCUCUGAUGAUCCAACCCCCACCACUGAUGAGACUGACGCCACCAGUCAUGUUUGUUCUCCAGAAGACCUACUGUUACCUGGUGCUGACUGGGCAGCAAUGCCAGAGUUCACAGC
Messenger RNA from Geodia barretti, 1557 nucleotides. The record is from the annotation of a GenBank genome assembly. Lineage: Eukaryota; Metazoa; Porifera; Demospongiae; Tetractinellida; Geodiidae.